Phytophthora sojae is the source of this 180-nucleotide messenger RNA. RefSeq lists its product as hypothetical. The record is from RefSeq and is a predicted model, not a curated record. The annotation marks the transcript as partial. Lineage: Eukaryota; Oomycota; Peronosporomycetes; Peronosporales; Peronosporaceae. The transcript has 2 exons.
UUAAUCACCUCCUGCCAGAACUUUGAUGUGAAUUUCGAGUCACGGUCUGAGACGAUCGACUUCGGCACUCCAUGUCUCUUCUGCUGUUACCGCCGUGUUCGUGGCAAUGAACUUAGCACGCUUCGCCAACCGGUCCACAAUAACCAUAAUGGCGUCUUUUCCGGCUGCCGUCUUCGGUAG